CGUAGACACAAUUUUGUGAUCGUUACAGUGAUAUAAUGCAGGCUAACGAGUUGCAGCGCGAAUAUUAGGUGUUGGACACUCCGGUUAAUUUGACAAAUUGCGAUUUUUUAAAGCUGUUUUGUUAAAAUUUUAAGCUAGUGGGAGCUUUGAGGGCGCUCCGUGUUUUCAAAGCCCGAAAUAAUCGCUGUCAGGAGGACUACUGUUUUGUUGAUGUCAUCCGCGGCAGAGCUGUAGCGACCUUCAAUUUCUGGGCAAGACCGGGAUAAACAAAGACUGUUUUUUUACGUGUUUUUUCUGUCUUUGUUUGUUUUUUAUUGUCGCCAGUGACACCAGCAACGAGGAUGGGACUUUGGCUGCGCUGUAUCCUGCUGUUAUCUGUCUCCACUUUUACAGCCGGUGUAGAUUUCCAGCUGGGAUCCAAACCCUUCGGACAGUCGCUUUUCUCGAAGCGUUCAAACAUUGAAGCAAAAGCUGCAAGCAUCGUAAAGAGGUCCCUGCCCGCAUGGCUGGCUCCAUCACCAAACCACAAGAUAAAACGGAGAAGCACCGAGCAGGCGGACUCCUGCAAAGCUCUACAAGGAUCUGACACCAAGUUAGCCGGCAACACCCACCGUUAUACCUUCAAUGACCUGAGUGGGUCAGUGUCGCUGGCCUGGGUUGGAGAUGGCACAGGGGUCAUCCUGGCUUUGACGACUUUCCAGGUGCCCUUCUUCAUGCUAAGGCUUGGGCAGUCCAAGCUCUAUCGCAGUGAGAACUACGGGAAGUCGUUUGAGGAUGUGACCAGCCUCAUCAACAACACCUUCAUCAGAUCAGAGUUUGGCAUUGCUAUUGGGAACUCUGGGAAAGUGAUCCUGACAGGAGAAGUGUCCGGAGAUCAAGCCUCUCGGAUCUUUGUCUCCAGUGACUUUGGAAAGAGUUUCACACCCAGAGACCUGCCUUUCAUCCCCCUCAUGCAGAUCACAUACAACCCUGAGAACGCCAAUGUGUUGUUGGUCUUCAGCAACAACAAUGAACUGUGGCUGUCUGAAGAUUUGGGCAGCAACUGGAAAAAGAUCCACGACAUGGUGUGUCUCGUGAAAUGGGGACGGCAAAAUACCAUCUUCUUUACAGCCAGCCAUAACGGAUCCUGCGUUGAUCGGGGAAUGCUGGAACUGAGGAGGACGACAGACUACGGUAAAACCAUCAAGACUGUUGCCACGAAGAUCUACUCCUUCGGCCUGGGUGGACGCUUCCUCUUUGCCUCUGUAAUGACGGGCAAGGGCACUCUGAGGAUGAUCUAUGUGUCAGUGGAUCAGGGUGAGACGUGGAACAUGGCCCAGCUGCCCCCAGUCGGUCACGAGCAGUUCUACUCCAUCCUUGCAGCGAACGAUGAAAUGGUCUUCAUGCAUGUCGAUGAGCCAGGAGAUACAGGAUUUGGUACCAUUUAUGUGUCAGAUGACCGGGGCACUGUGUACUCCAAGUCACUGGAGCGCCACCUUUACACCACCACAGGCGGCGACACAGACUUCACUAAUGUCACCUCUCUGAGAGGAGUUUUCAUCACCAGCGUCCUGGCAGAAGAUACCUCUGUGCAGUCUGUGGUGUCCUUUGAUCAGGGAGGAGAAUGGGUUCCCUUGCGAAAACCUGCCAACAGCAAGUGUGAUGCGACAGCCAAAGACCCAGACAAGUGCGCUCUUCACAUCCACGCAGCCUACAGUAUUGCUAUGAGGCUGAAUGUCCCCAUGCUGCCUCUGUCUGAACCAAACGCUGUCGGUCUCAUCUUAGCUCAUGGGAGUGUUGGUGAUGCUAUCUCAGUGAUGAAGCCUGAUGUGUAUGUGUCCGAUGACGGGGGGUACACCUGGAUAAAGGCCCUCAAUGGGCCCCAUCACUACGCUAUUCUGGACUCUGGAGGGCUGCUGGUCGCUGUGGAGCACAGCCCCACUCAACCUAUCAACAAGAUAAAAUUCUCUACUGAUGAAGGACAGUGCUGGGGUGUUUACACCUUCACCCAAGAGCCCAUCUACUUUACUGGGCUGGCAUCAGAGCCUGGAGCUCGCUCCAUGAAUGUCAGUAUCUGGGGCUACAGAGACUCCCUCCUCAGCCAGUACUGGAUCUCCACCACCAUCGACUUCAGGGAUCUUCUCACCAGAGACUGUGAUGACAAGGACUACGUGCAGUGGCUGGCCCACUCGGAUGACAUCAGUGACCCCAACGAUGGCUGCAUGCUGGGCUACAAAGAGAAGUUCCUCCGUCUCAGGAAGGACUCUGUUUGUUGGAACGGACGAGAUUACAAUGUCAACACCCAGCCAACUCCGUGUCCGUGCACCCUGGAUGACUUCCUGUGUGACUUUGGAUAUUACCGUAAAGAGAACAGCUCUGAGUGUGUGGAGCAGCCGGACCUGAAAGGCAAAGUGCUGGAGUUCUGUCUGCACGGCAAAGAGGAACAACUGCAGACCAGUGGCUAUAGGAAAAUCCCUGGUGAUAAAUGUGAGGGAGGAAACAUGCCGGAGCGUAAAGAGAUUGACCUUAGUAAGAGAUGUGUGAGCGACCUGGUGGCUCCUGAACUUCUGGUGGACAGUCACUCCUCCAAGUCUAUACCCAUUGUGAUAACAGUCAUCAUCGUCAUGCUGCUGAGCGUCGCAGCUGGAGUCGUCUUUGUCAAGAAAUAUGUCUGUGGUGGCAGGUUCCUGGUUCACAGAUACUCUGUGCUGCAGCAGCACGUCGAGGACAAUGCUGUUGAGGAGAUGGAUGACCCGCUGGAGACCAACCACACCACACAGAAUGGCAAGAUAGAGUUUCACGACGACUCAGAUGAGGACCUGCUGGAAUAGCAGGCACAACCUGCUCUGCAACUGAGCAACAGGUUUCCAGCUCCCCCCGUGGCCGGCUGCUGCUCCUGUCACUCUUUUGUCUUCAGCUACUUCUUCCUUUCACCUUCUAGUAUGAACUUUGGCCUCAGCUACCAGACUAAGAGUCUGCUGUCAUCUGUGAAGUAUAAUGAAUGUACGGAGGCUUCCUGGGACGAACGCCACAGCUGAGGAGGACGGACGUCUUGUAGUGUCGUGCUUCAGUUAUUGAUUCUGUUGAUUGAGUUCGAGUCUCCAAGCUAUUUAUUUUAGGGAACGAAGAACUGGUGCAGUCAUUUGAACUGCUGACAGAGCCAGAGUCCUGGGUGUCUAAGCAAAGCUAGUUGUGUAAAUCCACCACCAUUGCAUUACGGGUCCUGCCUCUCCCAUCUCAUGGGAGUGCUCCUGGAAAUACUCUCACUUCUGUUGAACAUCUGUGUCCUUUUUCUCAUGCACUUGUACAUAAACCUGAUUUUCUUUUGCCAUUUCUGAUGUGGUAUCAAUUUGGUAGUUGUAAAAAAAAAAAAAGGUUGCCCUCAGUAGCUGGUUAAUAACUUUCCCGAACCAUCUGAGUCUUAAUCCCUGCUGUUAAGAAAAUAUUUGUUGGUCAGAAAGUGUGCCCCGGACGGCCAAGAGUAUGUAAAUGUGAGGUUCUCGGGCCUCUUCUUCCAUGAGUACUGACUUGUGAAAUCUCCUGUCUGUAUUUGGGAUGCAAGCCUGCAUACUUUUACAAUGGUUGAAGUAAUAAUAAGCAAGUGGACAUGUCCAUUUGCAUUAGGUUUGAUAGCAAUAACAUGUUUCAAUUGAGCAUAUUGUCCAUGCAUGUUAAAUAAUCCUAUUGGCACAAUAAUGUUUCCAGUCGCUCUGUUUGAUGAAUGGAGAUGUCGUUGCGUGAAACACAUCACGCAUCAGUGUGUAAAGGGUGGUGAAGUGUGUCUGUUUCAAGACAGGGUGCGUUCAAUAACAUGUCUGCAGUUCUAACUGUCCAAAGCACAAGGUCCUUUGUAUGCUUAGAGUUUGUAGUUUUUCUUAAACGUGACCUACUGAUUAACAUGACGAGACUGUAAUAAUCACUGUAGUCAUAUUCAAGUAGUGUUUAUAAUCACUGGAGCAGUUUUUGUACUAACGAAUCUUUGAACUCGUGUAACAAAUUGCGGUUUGAAGAAGUUCUGAAAUGACAAAUAAUUAUAGUUUGAUAGUAAAUAUCUACAGAUAUUUUUUACAUCAGAUUCAGAGUACAUCGAUACGAUUUGGUGACAGAAGCAUAGGAGCAAAUUAUUAAAACAUUGUGUAAAUGUUGUAUAGCAUAACUAACACUUUAGCCUGUUGGAAUUAACAGACAUGGUUGUUGGACUUUUUUUUAAUUGGUAUUUGCUUCUGGGCCAGAGCAAAUUCUCUAAAAUAACAGGGUCAAUGAAAGUUUCUCAUUUCACAGUGAUCUGCUGUUUUUUCUUCUUCUUUGUAAUCAUGCUGCUGUCAUUUUGAAACUGGAUUGGCUGAUGCCUCUAAACCGAUCUGUCAUGUCUGUCACGUUAAGUCUUACAGGGCUUUUUUUCUUCUUCUUGUACUCAUCUAUUGCACAUUUUGUUUUGUCUGUCUUGUGUUAAAUAUGUUGCUUUAAUACAGGUUUAUUUAUUUGUGACUUGCAGGUUCAGAGUGCAGUGAAUUGGAUGUGGUUAUACAAGUGCCUGGGGUGAGGAUAUGAUGAUUGAUUAUUAUUUAUAUCAGCUAAUGUGUAACCAGUUCCAUCUAGUUUGUCAGUGACACCUCGAAGUUGCACUUGUUGCCUAAGAUGAGUUUGAGCAGUGACGGAUGUGUGCGUUUCAUACGAGCUCUCAUUGAAUGGCAUGUUAUCUCUCAAUAUUUAAAUCCACAGAGCUUUGUAAAGAAAACAGCCUACAGUGACCUGGUUAUUCUCUCUGUCAUAUCUCGGCAUGAUGUAUAAUUCUGAGUGAUACAGAGUGGAUACAGGGUUAUUACGUAGCUGCUAUACAAUGGCGAGUUAUUUUAUGAUGGUUUGUUGCGUUAAGUGAAGGUAACAUAUUUUUCUUACAGUUUAAAACUGCUGUAUAAAUUAAUAAUUCAUCGUGACGGUUCUGUAAAUAUACAAGGUUACAUCUUUGUAUCUGCUAUGUUUCUCUCUUCUGUAUAUUUGAGGCAAUUUUCUUUGGGUUUGCCAAUAAAUUCAUAUGUUCCUCUA
Molecule: messenger RNA, 5025 nt
Organism: Epinephelus moara (kelp grouper)
Lineage: Eukaryota; Metazoa; Chordata; Actinopteri; Perciformes; Serranidae
Gene: sort1b
Product: sortilin 1b
Exons: 20
Coding region: 342-2810 (822 amino acids)
Biological process (GO): vesicle organization; endocytosis; Golgi to endosome transport
Cellular component (GO): membrane; Golgi apparatus
Molecular function (GO): protein binding
Source: RefSeq, a predicted model, not a curated record